AUGAUCCUUUGUAGUAUUCCGCUGCUUAUCUACGUGCAGACUACUGCGAAUAGGGCACAGUCCGAUGACGAAUUCUACGAUGUUGACGAAGACGAAGACAGCCACGGUAUUUCGAGAACCAGAUUGCGCAUCGACGAGGCCCGCUCACGUUUCUUGCCCGCCAACGUCGACGCCAACGGGGUAGACUUCUCAGAUCGGGUGGAUGGGAAACGAAAAUCAUACAAGGCAUCCAGUCGACGCCAGCGCAUACUAGAAGAUGGCACAUAUGAACUUGGCGACCUGUCCGACGAUGACGAUGACGAGGGCUUGGAAAGGAGGAUUGCACGGCUUAAGAGAGAGGUCGAGGAGGCGAAGGAGGAAUAUGCAAGGCGUAAAGCCGCCACUGCAGCAGCUGCAGCAGAAGCUGAAGGCAAAGUCCUUUCAAACGAAAGACUGGAUACUUUAAGUCAAGUCCUUGAUGAUAUAGCCAAACCUCCCGGUCUCGAGACCUCCCGUGGCAUGGCAAAGGCACAUUUCCCAUCGUCGACCAGCAAGCCCGAAGUCCCUGCAGGUGAUGGCCCUACAUAUACCGUCACCUACGCACCAACUUACGAACAGAGCCAUGCUCUUGCCAAGGCUGCAGAUUUUGACCGACGGCUGCUCAUGUUGGAGAAAACCCUUGGAAUCAGCGCGUCAUCACUAUCUGAAGCCGGUGCAAAUGGACUGCCAAGGGCUAUAUUGCCCACUCUAGAUAAUAUGGAAAAGCAAAUUUCAACUCUGGCCCAGGCGUCGACCUCGAACCUAGAUGCUAUUACACGGCGCGUGCGAACCUUGGCGUCUGAGCAAGAUAAGCUCAACGAGUCCCGGGAAAAGGCCAAGGCACUGAGGGAAGAACUCGGCAAGCAAGGUCAAUCAUCGACUGAUGCGUCGGAACAAGAAUCCAAGAUCAAUGCACUGUAUGGGAUUCUGCCCACAAUUGAGAACCUCACGCCUAUGCUGCCUCCGUUGCUGGACCGUCUGCGAUCACUUCGUGCGAUCCACGCUGAUGCCGCAACCGCAAGCCAAACUCUCGAGCGGAUUGAAACACAGCAAGCUGAAAUGACGGAGGAGUUGAAGCAGUGGAAGGAAGGCCUUGAGAAGAUGGAAAACGCCAUGACAGACGGUGAUGUUACAGUGAAGAGCAACAUGAAAGUCAUGGAAGGUUGGCUGAAAGACCUGCAAGAACGAAUGGCUAAAUUGUCCUAA
This is a messenger RNA of Metarhizium acridum CQMa 102, 1224 nucleotides long. RefSeq lists its product as uncharacterized. Lineage: Eukaryota; Fungi; Ascomycota; Sordariomycetes; Hypocreales; Clavicipitaceae. Gene Ontology annotation, biological process: mitotic spindle organization. The record is from RefSeq and is a predicted model, not a curated record. Gene Ontology annotation, cellular component: cytoplasm; dynactin complex.